Messenger RNA from Pyricularia pennisetigena, 1914 nucleotides. RefSeq lists its product as uncharacterized. Lineage: Eukaryota; Fungi; Ascomycota; Sordariomycetes; Magnaporthales; Pyriculariaceae. Gene Ontology annotation, molecular function: zinc ion binding. The transcript is spliced from 2 exons. The record is from RefSeq and is a predicted model, not a curated record. Bases 1 to 1914 code for a protein of 637 amino acids.
AUGGCGGAUCAGUGCAUCGUUUGUUUAGAUGCCUUAGAGGUGGCUGUUCUGGCUGUCGAUUUGGCGACGUUCAAAGGUCUGGAGGACCCAGGCGGUCGCGGCGGAGGCGACACGCUGAGCUCCCAGACAGUGGCGGACUCAGCGGCCUCGUCCACCACUACCACCACCACUAACAGUGUCGAUGAGGGCAACCCCGGAAAAUCCAACAACGAAACCGACGUUGCUGUAAUAAAUGCAUGUGGACAUGCUUUGCACAAUUGUUGUUUGCUAGAAUGGGCUGGCAAAGCAAAUAGCUGUCCAAUUUGUCGGCAAACCUUCAAUGACGUGAGCGUCUAUGAUAAGGUCGGAGGAAAUCUUCUCAAAUCUUACACAGUCGCAGACAAGAAACAAGUUGCCGAAUUUGAUCCGCAAGCAUGGGCAGAAGAGAAUCCAGAAGAGGAGGACCUCGAGGCACACCCUUGCCCGGUCUGCAACUCUUCCGGGGACGAGGAAGUGCUUCUUCUGUGUGAUGGAUGCGAUGCAUCUUACCAUACCUAUUGUAUUGGCCUAGACGAGAUUCCCGAUGGCUCCUGGUUCUGCAUGGAGUGUGCCGAGGAACUGGGCGGCAUAGGCAUCGCUCGGUCUCGCGCUCGUUACCCGAUAGUGAGCAACAGCAGGCGUGGACGACGCAACGAUUUCUUCCCCAGGACCCAGGCUACGAUGCGUAGCGUGAGAAGGCGUGCGCGUUCGGACGAGUGGCAAGGUGCCUGGGGCGAGAUCACAGGCCUCAUCUUCGAUGCGAUCAAUAUUGACCUCGACUCGCACGAUGGCGACGAUGCCUUGGAGGAGUAUAGAAGGUCACGGCAGCUGCGCGAACGUGAGCAGCGUGAAUACCAGCGCUGGCAGCAACGCAUCAAUAUCGCCAGGAGACUUGGUGCUCAGGAAGUGUUCUCGAGAAACAUCCCACCGGCCAUUAUCCACAAUACCUCCGCCGUGCAGGCUCCUGCCCCCGCCCAAGAAAGUCGCGAGGAGCGACGUGCUUGGGCGACACUUGAGAAAGCUCGAGAGGCAAACGGUGAAGGGCCUAGCCGAAAGCGCAAAUCUCGCUCCAUAACCGCAUCACCUGCGGAACCUCCACCAGAGCCUGAGCGAAAGUUGAAGCGGCCCCGCGCACACCGGUCAGCUCCUGGCGCAUCGGGCGAGGGAUCAUCGUCGACAUCCGAGCCCAGUCGCUCAGUGGCGAACAUCCGGUCGCCACCUGCUCUCAAUGGAGAAGCACCAUCGUUCCUCUCGGUGCUUCUCAAGGAGGUGGAGCAGUCUCACCCGUCAGAUGACGAAAUUACUCGAAAUUUGUUGCCGGAGAGCAUGGUUGGGGGAGACGCAUACGCAUCAUCACCCGGCUCCUCUCCUCCAGCAUCGGCAUAUAGCAGCCCACGAGCAUUAUCACUUACUCCGCCUCCUCAUCAAAGCCAACAACCGUCAAACAGGUCCACCCGGCCCUCGUCUCCGACCAUGACAUUGAGCUCAACAAUUGAGCCCGUGUAUACCAAAGCAGCCUAUCGUUCAGGCAGGUCAUCGGGAAACGCCAGCGACUCCGAGACAAGACCGACCAAACCCGAGCUGCGACAACCCCGUCCUCAGCGUGUCGAAAAGGCCAACCUUUCUCGAUCACCGGAAGUUUCGCCGACAAAGCCAUCACUGUCGCUCGAAAUGAAGCAGAAAAUCAACAACAUCGUCCGCAGUGCUCUCAAGCCGCAUUGGGCCUCCAGCAAGUUGACGGCGGACCAGUACGAAACUAUCAACCGCGACGUUUCCCGGAAACUUUACGAUGAGGUUACAGACCCCGCAUUCGUUGUCGACGCUGAGGCCCGGCAGAUGUGGCAGCACAAGGCGACACAGGAGGUUGCGCGUGCCGUGUCAGUUCUUCAAGCAUGA